CGCUGCGGCGGUGAACUCAUUGUUGUGAAAUGUUGAAUUAGGAGGCGAUAUGACCAUUGAUAGAGUUCUCUGAAGGAAUUCAUGAAGUGAUCUGCAGGAAACCCAAGCUUUCGGCUGCUUCUAUCCUCCAGUUGCGGUGUUUUUUUUAGUUGUUUUUGUGCACGAGUUGUCUGCGCUGCCGGUGUUAACUGGGCGCCUUCUGAGGUGAUUUGUGAUUUAAUGUGAUCUUUGCUGGCACCGGAUGGAGCCCCGGCAGGUCACCGGGGUGUACAGGGAGCUCAGCGGGCUCCACACGCUUGUUUGGGCUCAUGUGAGUGAGGAGCAGCUGCCGGAAGUCCGGAUCUACACGGUGACAGCAGAGUGGGGUCAGACCGACAUGGUCCGAGGAGCCAGAAUUCGCUUCUCUCAGCAGUGGACUGUGAUCGCAGACAGCAACAACCACAAGAGCAUCAGGACAGUCCUCCCACCAGGAGUAUGUCUGCCCAUAUCUGGAGAGUUGUUGAGUAGUCGCUCUCCUGUUCAGAACCUCAGGGCUGUUGUCAGGGACAUAAGUGGACACCAUCUCCUGGAGAUUUGGGACCGCCAAGGCCUCACAAAAUGCCUCAACCUGACUGCCCUCGACAAACACGGCAGAGUGUAUGAAGACGCUCAGUUUGGCUGUUUGUCGUGGUCGAGGUGUGAGAACAAGCUGCUGUACAUAGCAGAGAAGAGCAGGAACACAUCAGAGGACACUCAGGAAUCUGCAUACAUGAAGGACAGGAAUGUGUACUGUGAGGACUGGGGUGAGGCUCUGACCAAUAAGAGCGUCCCGGUGAUUUGUGCGGUGGAUUUGCAGAACGGCACAGUCGCUGUGCUGCAGGGUGUCCCAGCCGACGUCUCCCCUGGACAGGCUCUGUGGGCUCCCGGCAGUCAGUCAGUGUUUUUCAUCGGUUGGUACCAUGAACCCUUCAGACUCGGACUGAAGUUCUGCUCCAACCGCAGAUCAGCUUUGUUCAGACUCGACCUGGAAGGACACUGUGAGCGUCUGUCUGGAGACAACCUGUCGGUGUCGUGUCCCAGGCUGAGUCCAGACGGGUCCACGCUGAUCUACCUGCAGGGCGGAGUGUUCGGGCCUCACAGCCAGUGCCUCAGUGUGCAGCAGCUGGACCUGAGCAGCGGGAAGACGUCCACACUGCUGGAUGUUGUCAACAGACCUCAGAACGGUGGGUUUGCAGGAGUGUAUGAAGCUCUGCCGUCCUGCUGCUGGUCUGCAGACAGUCAGAGAGUUGUGUUCAGCAGCGCCCGCAGGAACUGGAAGGAUCUCUUCCUGGUGGACAGAAGAUCAAAGAAAGUCUCCUCCCUCUCUGAUAAUCUCUCUGAUCCUUCCCAGGUUUAUGGCAGCUGGAAGCUGCUGACAGUCCAGAGAGACCUGAUGGUCGUCUCCUGUUCCAGCCCGAACACACCUCCCACUCUGAGGAUAGGAUUCCUCCCAUCAUCAGAUGAGGCUGUAACCUGGCGAACUCUGCAGCAGCCUCUCAAGACCUUUGACUUCCAGUGGUCAGUGUUAGAUGUUACACCUCCACCAGAGGAGGACAACACGUACUACUCUGGUUUAGACUUCGGGGCCGUCUUGGUCAAACCGUCUCGUCCCCUUCGUGAGACCAGGAUACCUCUGGUCGUCUACAUUCACGGUGGCCCUCACUCCCAGUUCCCUGCAGAGUGGAACUGCACCACAGCUGGACUGGCUAAACUCGGCUUCGCUGUGCUCAUGGUGAACUACCGGGGAUCCACAGGGUUCGGCCAGGACAGCAUCCUGUCCCUGAUUGGUCAGAUCGGGAGCCAGGAUGUAAAAGACGUGCAGAGGGCUGUUCUCACUGCGCUGCGGAGCGACGCGACUCUUGACCCCCAACGCCUGGCUGUGAUUGGCGGCUCUCACGGUGGUUUCCUGUGCUGUCAUCUGAUUGGUCAAUACCCAGACAUCUACAAAGCGUGUGCAGCCAGGAACCCGGUCAUUAAUGCCGCUACGUUACUGGGAACCAGCGACAUAGUGGACUGGCGUUACAACAGCGCAGGCUUUCAGUACUCAUACGACCAGAUACCUACUGCCGAAGCUCUGGCUGCCAUGUUACAGAAGUCCCCCAUCUCACAUGUUGCUCAGAUCAGGGCUCCAGUGCUGCUGAUGUUGGGAGGCAGAGACAGAAGAGUUUCUCCUCACCAGGGUCUGGAGCUUUAUAAAGCGCUGAAGGCCAGAGGUUCACCUGUCAGGUUGCUGUGGUUUCCAGACGACGGACACUCUCUGUCCAGAGUGGACACGCUGGCCGACUGCUUCCUCAGCACUGUGCUGUGGCUGCACGAGCAUCUCUGAACACGAACGCACACACACUGUGAUGAAGCUGUGCCGGAGCUGAGGGCUGCACUACGAAGCCAGAUUAAUUAAUUAAUUAAUGAGGUACGUUGAGCCUAAAACCAAACCUUAUACCUGCUGAGCUCUACGUUAGUGACGCCACUGAUUGAAGCCGUGCAGGUACAGCAGGCAGACUGUAUGCGUUGCCACGGGAACCUACACAUACAUGUAUUCAGCUAAUCAUGCUAAAAAUGCAUAAAUAUGUUUUUAUGCUUGGAGCUGCUGAUGGAACACGGAUUAGAAAAUUGAUGAGUCGACUGGUAUUUAUCAGAGAAUAUUCAGUCAGAAGCUUUAAUUUCACUUUGAUUUGGCCAAAAAGUAAAGUGAUAUACUUCAUGAUGAGACAGUGUCAGACCUAAAUGCACUUCUUCAGAAUCGUUUUUAAUUGUAUGAAGUUUAAAUUUUCACAGCUGUCUUGUGGCUUCAUAGUGCAUCCCUCAGUUCUGCUGCUGCUAAAAAGAGGACACAAUCACAGUUGAGACACACCACUGCCUUUUUAAUAACAAAUGUACCUAAUUUUGUAAGAAAAAUAUCAGAGCAUGCAAUAAAGAAAACCUUGGAAACCAG
Molecule: messenger RNA, 2950 nt
Organism: Stegastes partitus (bicolor damselfish)
Lineage: Eukaryota; Metazoa; Chordata; Actinopteri; Pomacentridae
Gene: apeh2
Product: acylamino-acid-releasing enzyme
Exons: 21
Coding region: 242-2344 (700 amino acids)
Biological process (GO): proteolysis
Molecular function (GO): serine-type endopeptidase activity
Source: RefSeq, a predicted model, not a curated record